UACAAUACUGGUUCGGCUGAACUGCCGAACCAGUUAAAAAAACUGGGCCAGAUGAUCAUGAUUGAUGAACAUGGCUCGUUUCAAACAUAUAGUCUGUGCUGUGUCAGGUGGUGUCGACAGCAGUGUUGCUGCGUUAUUGUUGAAGAGUAAAGGUUACCAAGUAACAGGACUUUUUAUGCGCAACUGGGAUGUCCUAGAUGAAACGGGAGUGUGCACCGUGGACCAAGAUGAAGAGGAUGCCCAGCAUGUCUGCCAGAAACUGGGACUACCCUUCCAUCAAGUCAGCUUUGUCAAGGAAUAUUGGCACGAUGUCUUCAGCGAGCUGCUGAAGCAAUACCAGGCAGGCAUCACACCCAACCCAGACAUCCUUUGCAACAAGCACAUCAAGUUUGAUCGGCUGCUGCAGUACAGCCGAGAUGUGCUGGGCGCUGACGCUGUGGCCACCGGCCACUACGCCAGGACAGAUGCUGGAGAGAGAAUCCUAGAAGAUGGGUGGGCAUCCAAACCCCCACUGGUCAAGUUACUUAGAGCCAUGGAUGCCACUAAAGACCAGACGUUCUUCCUCUCGCAAAUGCCCCAGUGGGCACUGCAGAGAACGCUAUUCCCUGUGGGGGAUCUGACCAAGGAUGUUGUCAGAGAGAUGGCAAGCACUGCUGGACUGGAGAGGAUUGUCAAACGGAAGGAGAGCAUGGGAAUAUGUUUCAUAGGAAGUAGGAAAUUCAAGCGCUUCAUCAAAGAGUAUUUGGAACCCAAGCCUGGUGACUUUGUCUCUCUAGAAGACAACAAGGUUAUAGGCAAGCACGAAGGUCACUUCAUUUAUACAGUUGGGCAGAAGGCCAAAAUAGGCGGAAUGAAAGAAAAGUGGUUCGUUGUGGAUAAAGUCCCUUCCUCCAAUGAAGUCAUUGUAGCUCCACACACCAACCAUCCGGCUCUGUUCUGUGAGACAAUGUUGACAGGCCCAGUUCACUGGAUACGAGAAGCUCCUAGGCAGCUUCUACAGGAGCAAAUGAUAGACUGUGACUUCCGUUUCCAAAACACUGAUCCACUAGUGCCUUGCACGUUAACACUAAGUAGUAUGGGAUCUGUAAUUGUCUCACUGAGUCAGCCACUCAGGGCAGUUACCCCUGGACAGUAUGCUGUGUUCUACCUCGGUGAUGAGUGCCUAGGAGGAGCUGUUAUAACCAAGCCAGGACCUUCUCUGUACACACUACGCCAUAGACACUACCAAACUAGAGACAGGCCAGUUCCAAUUAUAAGUCAGGGCUCCAAGUCAUGACAUGAGAGAGGCUGCUGAAGACUUCCUACCAGUAUGAACGAGAUUGAUUCCCUUGUGGACACAAAAGCAGCCAGUCCUGCAAACCUUUGACAGGGAUUGAGGGCAGAACGUCCACGUACAUGUAUGUGACCUAUGGAAUACUGGCCUGUGCUGAUUACAAAUGCUUUCACUAUGGAAAGGCCACACUAGAGUGUGGUAUGCCAUAGAAGUCACAAUCCCGAAAUUUGUAUCCUAGUGAAGACAUGGCUUUGUUCUCCAGUACUAACACGGUCGCUGUGAAAGAAUGUUUUCAAAAUGCUCCCAUUUCAACACAUGAAUCACUCUCCUGGACUAAAGUGGUGACCGCUUGUCUCGGCAUGAAACACUUCAAUUUGCGACAGAUAGUACACAUUAAAAAAUUCUCCUUUUUGAGCGAUUUUCAAGCAUCAGUU
Messenger RNA from Acanthaster planci (crown-of-thorns starfish), 1707 nucleotides. Its product is annotated as mitochondrial tRNA-specific 2-thiouridylase 1-like. Gene Ontology annotation, biological process: tRNA wobble position uridine thiolation. Lineage: Eukaryota; Metazoa; Echinodermata; Asteroidea; Valvatida; Acanthasteridae. The record is from RefSeq and is a predicted model, not a curated record. Gene Ontology annotation, molecular function: sulfurtransferase activity. Gene Ontology annotation, cellular component: mitochondrion.